Messenger RNA from Acanthamoeba castellanii str. Neff, 1425 nucleotides. Its product is annotated as zinc finger, C3HC4 type (RING finger) domain containing protein. NCBI's taxonomy places the organism in Eukaryota, Discosea, Longamoebia, Acanthamoebidae. The record is from RefSeq and is a predicted model, not a curated record. The transcript is spliced from 8 exons. The coding region runs from base 1 to 1425 and encodes 474 amino acids.
AUGGGGCUCAAUUUAUGGGCCUACGCGGUUGGCAGCACCGUGCUCGCGGUGGGGGUGGUCGUGAAUGCGCUGCACACCAAGGAGCAGUUCUACCCUGCCGCGCUCUACCUCUCCAAGUCGAAGGCAUGCUCGCUGGCGAUGAAGAAGCUCUUCCUGGGCAAAUUACGAGAGAUUGAGAUCGAACACCUGACUGACAAGGUGUGGGGCGCCGUUAUGGACAUCCUCCUCACCAUGACGAUCUUUCGCUCAGAAUUCAACACGGUCUUCAUUACUUGGUUUACGAUCCUCAUCUUCUUCAAGAUCUUCCACUGGCUGGCCCAAGAUCGAGUGGAUUUCAUCCAACACUCGCCAGUGUCUGCGCUGACCUCGCUGCGCAUCUUCUCGCUGAUGGCCAUUCUGUCCGUCGUGGACGUCGUUGUGCUCUAUCGUGCGGCGGUCGUGACCAUGGCCAAGGGACCCUCAAUGAUGAUCCUCUUCGGCUUCGAGUUUCUCAUCCUCCUGGCCACCGUCGUCUCCACUGCGGCCAAGUUCAUCAUCAACGUCAUUGACAGUCGGCAACAGGGCACUUGGGAAAGGAAGGGAGCCAUCAUCCUGUACCUGGAAGUGAUUACCGACAUCUUCCAGCUCCUCGUCUACCUGGUGUUCUUCGGCCUCAUCAUCACUUACUACAGCCUGCCGUUGCACAUCAUCCGCAACGUCUACUUGACGAUUCGCUCUCUCAAGCAAUGCGUGGACAGUCUCAUGCGCUACCGCAAGGCCACCACGAACAUGAACGAACGAUUCCCCGACGUGACGGCCGCUGAGUUGGCCGACACCGAGCAAAUAUGCAUCGUGUGUCGCGAGGAGCUCACACAAGGAAAGCGGCUACCCUGUGGCCAUAUUCUGCACUUCCACUGCCUCCUCAACUGGCUGCAGCGCCAGCAAACUUGUCCCAUUUGCAGGACGUCUGUACUCGACGCUCCGGCCCCCGUGCCACAGCCACAACAGCAGCAACAACCACAACAAGCCCAGCAGUUCAACUGGCCACCGCAGGUCCAGGAACUGUGGGACCGACAGGUGCAGAUGGCCCAGAUGGCCGAGGCAGAUGCCGCGCGGCACGGUGGUGGCGAGCAUGCGGGUGUCCACCAGCCGGAAACACACCAAACCACCCAGGAACCCCCCGCAUCUAUGAACUACGCCGCCGACGGAGCAGUCGAGCAAUUGGCUGCUACGCUGCCUGAGAUCCUUCAGGGAUCCUCUUCAUCAUCGCCAACGCCUGCUGCCGCCCGAGAACCGCCGAGGGACGAGGGAGACAUCGAACGAGUCAUCGACUCCUACGCGUCGCGGUUCGGCUCUGGUCUGUCGCCCAACGAGCUCAACGACAGGAAGGCGCUCCUCCGCCGGCGGAUGAAGGCCGCCGUGGCCUCCUUCAAGGACGGCUACUAG